Molecule: messenger RNA, 2027 nt
Organism: Williopsis jadinii
Lineage: Eukaryota; Fungi; Ascomycota; Saccharomycetes; Phaffomycetales; Wickerhamomycetaceae
Gene: THI20
Product: trifunctional hydroxymethylpyrimidine kinase/phosphomethylpyrimidine kinase/thiaminase
Exons: 1
Coding region: 268-1842 (524 amino acids)
Biological process (GO): thiamine biosynthetic process
Cellular component (GO): cytosol
Molecular function (GO): thiaminase activity; hydroxymethylpyrimidine kinase activity; phosphomethylpyrimidine kinase activity
Source: RefSeq, a predicted model, not a curated record
CCGCGUCCAUCAUGUUGUGCUUUGAAGAUUGCCUAUAUACGACUCAUAAACCGUGCUACCUUAACUAUGCUACUUCAACUCUUGCCAGCCAUGUGAGAGACCACCUUAUGGUGUAAAAAUCAACAUAAGCGCAUACACACCGGACAGCCCGUGCGAGGGAGGCAUCUCCGCCAAAAAGUAUUUAUUAGCGGGAGCUUUGACCCUCUCAAUGUCCCAUCACGAUGUUUUGAUGACAAUCACCACUGAAAGACCGUUCAAUUGAGUAUCAUGGCUACGAGAGAGGUGGAGAUUGCUAAUGCGCCUACAGUGAAGGCCUCGCUACCGACGGUGUUAACCGUUGCUGGCUCUGACUGCAGUGGAGGAGCCGGCACCGAGGCCGAUCUAAAGACCAUCACAGCACAUGGAUGCUAUGGACUGACUGCUAUAGCAGCAUUGACUAUGCAGAACACACAGGGUGUCAACGGUGUCGAGUUCACCAGGCCAGAGGCCCUGGAGUCGAUCUUCCAGUCCAUUUUCGACGACGUGGAGGUUGAUGUCAUCAAGACCGGGAUGCUGACUGAGGAUGCCAUCGAGAUCCUGUCGAGGUUUGUGCAGUCACACCACAGGGGCAAGCCCGUGGUGAUAGACCCGGUGAUGGUUUCCACGUCAGGGACAACGUUGGCGAAGAUCGAGGUAUUGAAGCUCGCGCUGGAGAAGCUCAUCAGAGGUGUCACCUUGGUGACACCCAAUCUUGAGGAGGCCACGAAGAUCCUCAGGCUGUUCGACAUCGAGGCCAAGGUCUCUGGCGUCGAGGACUUGAAGAUGUACGCGGUGCUCAUUCAGCAGCACACACAGGCCAAGAAUGUGCUGUUGAAAGGAGGCCAUUGUCCAUGGACCUGCGCAGGCAGUGACAAGAGAUACGUGACAGAUGUGCUCUACAUCUCCGCCACUGAGUCAACAAUUGUGUUCAGAUCUGAGUACGUUGAGACUGAGAACACACACGGAACUGGCUGUACACUGGCGUCCGCCAUAGCGUCCAACAUCGCGUCUGGUCUAUCCAUAGAAGACUCCGUGGAGAAUGGUAUUCGCUACGUACAAGGUGCCAUAAACUCAGCAUCCAAGAUUGGCCAUGGUAAUGGCCCUGUAAACUACGUGUACCAUAUAGCUUCACCUUGUUUCAAACAUGGAACAGGAGCAGUGUUUGUCGAGGGCGGGUUUGUCGACUACCUGUUGUCCCAUCCAAUGGUUAAGCCCGUCUGGAACCAGUACAUCAACCAUCCGUUUGUCGAGAAGGUGGCCAAUGGCACUCUGCCAAUGCACAAGUUCGUGAGAUACAUCUCUCAGGACUACCCUUACCUGGUCAACUACGCAAAGAUCCACGCGGUGCUGUGCUCGCUUGCACCAGACCUCGAUUGUAUGACGCGUCAGAUCGAGAUCCUGAACGGCGUCACCAAGGAGAUGUCAAGCCAUGCUGAGACGCUGAAGGACCAGGGAGUGACGAACUUUGACUCCUUGUCAUUACAGAUGAGCGACGCGUGCAAGGAGUACACAGCUUAUCUGCGUAAGGUUGCUGAAGGCGGUGAUUGGCUGGAGAUCAGCGUCGCCAUGUCGCCAUGCCUCCUUGGAUACUACAGGGCAACGUCCAACUUCCCCGUCACCACUGACAUUCCAAAGUACGUCCAGUGGAUGGAGACGUACACCUCAGAUUGGUACUACGAUGCUGUGCAGAAAGGAGAGACCAGCUUGGAGAGGCACGCAGUGGGCAUCAGCUACGAGAAGGCCGCUAGGCUCAUCAAGAUCUUCAGCGAUGUGUGCCUCCUUGAGGUGAACUUCUGGAACGAUGGAUUGAACUAUGAGGGCUAGUCUAUGUAGAUCUAUAAUAAUGUGGCUCGCCAUUACUCGUAGGGCUUGCUCUCGUGAAUAAACUCAACAAUUGACGGUAUGGUCUCUGUUUGCCAAGUAGUAUCACCGCUCUCGAUCAAUGCCCUUAUUCUUGAAGAUGAGACCUUGAGCAAGGAAGGAUCACCUUCACCUAUGAAGAUGCGCUC